AUGAAAGAAGACACAAUCAUCAAUAGAUACAAGGGUUUCAAGCCUUUGCAAAGAAAACAAAAAUUAGACUCAAUCAAAUUAAGUUCCAUUUCUUCAUCAGAGUUUUACGAAAAAUAUGUUAGAACUAGGACUCCAGUUGUAAUUGAUGAUAUUUUGAAUGAGUUCAAAGAAAAUGGAAAUUAUUUAUUUCAGCAAUUUCAACCUGAAAACAUUGUUGACUUUUUGAAAAAGGAUGAUAACAACUCCCCAGUUUUGCAAAUUGAAAAAAAAUUCCAAGGAGGUUUUGGUUCAGGAAUUGCUAAAACAAAAAUGGGUUUUCAAGAUUUUAUUGAAGCACUCUAUGUUGGCAAUGAAGACCUUUAUUUGACAACCCAAUAUUAUAAUGAAGAGUCUCAUGAAAAUAACAACAUUGAAGAAAGCUCCGAUGAAAAUGAAGAUGAAAAUCAAGGGAUUUUAGAUUUUAAUGAUUUUCAAAGUUAUGAGCCAAAUUCUUCUGGUAAUAAUGUUAUUAAUGAUGAUGAUGAUGAUGAUGAUGAUGAUGAUGAUUCACUAGAUGAUUUUGAUUUUGAUAUUGAAAAUAUGCAUGAUGACUUUGAUGAAAUGAACAACAAUCUUUUAAUCAGCAAGGAAUUUGAAAAAGAUCCUUUGUAUUUACUGGAAGCUCGUACAAGAUUGUUUCAACUAUUUCAGACACCAUUAACAUACUCUUUACAACACGAAAUCAGUCUUCCUAUCAGACCAUCAUUUUUGAAUCUAGUAUCUCAACAAAUAAACUUGUGGGUUGGAUCUUCAUCAUCCGGUAUAAAAUCAUUUAGUUUAGACAAACUAGAUAUAAAAAAAGAUGACCUAGGCUUUGGCAAGCUUUUACCAACUGGUGGAACCUCAUCAGGCCUACACCAUGACCAUGCAGAUAAUUUGUAUAUUCCAAUAACUGGAACCAAAAGAUUUACAAUAUUUGCACCAAGUGAGGCUGAAAAUCUUUACACUGUUGGUGAUGUUGAUAUAAUAUAUGAAUCGGGCGUAAUUGAUUAUAAAACAAAUAAUAACGCACCUAGUUGGCAAAAAGUUAGAAGUGAUGGAGCAAUAAUUGAAAUCAACCUGAGCAAUUGCAAUGAAAAUGCUUCAAAGAAAUUGGAUCCACCAUCCUUUUCAAAGAUCCCUCCCAUACUAUUACAUUUAGAGAAUAUUUCUAAUCACAAAAACUUGGUGAAAGCAGCUUCUACAAAAUAUCCCAGAUUUUUCAAAGCAAUUCCAGUAGAAGUUACUCUCAAACCAGGGCAGAUGUUGUUUCUUCCCUGUGGUUGGUUUCAUGAGGUAUCUUCUUCUGGAGAAGAGAGAAAGGAUGGGCUUUCUAUUUACCAUCCUUCAAAUAACAUUCAUGUGGCCAUCAAUUACUGGUUUUUUCCUCCAGAUAGCCAUUCAUUCAAUCAGCCAUACAAUGAUAAAUUUUGGGAGAACGACUUCAAAAGAACACUGAUGUCAUAUAACGAGCAUUUGAAGAAGAGAUUCAAAAUAUGA
Ascoidea rubescens DSM 1968 is the source of this 1518-nucleotide messenger RNA. Its product is annotated as Clavaminate synthase-like protein. Gene Ontology annotation, molecular function: 2-oxoglutarate-dependent dioxygenase activity. The record is from RefSeq and is a predicted model, not a curated record. The coding region runs from base 1 to 1518 and encodes 505 amino acids. The transcript has 2 exons. Lineage: Eukaryota; Fungi; Ascomycota; Saccharomycetes; Ascoideales; Ascoideaceae.